Hyla sarda is the source of this 1955-nucleotide messenger RNA. Its product is annotated as tumor protein p63-regulated gene 1-like protein. Gene Ontology annotation, cellular component: cytoplasm. The transcript has 5 exons. Bases 456 to 1235 code for a protein of 259 amino acids. The record is from RefSeq and is a predicted model, not a curated record. NCBI's taxonomy places the organism in Eukaryota, Metazoa, Chordata, Amphibia, Anura, Hylidae.
GCUUCCUGCAUACAGUUAGAGAAAGCAAGCAAGAGCAAGAGACACCCAUCAAAGCAGCCAAGAGACGGCUGGAGACAGACAGCAACCACACUGAAGAGAGAGUCCAGGAGCGCAGAACUAAAGUUUGCACCAAGAACAGUCGGCAAACAGACCAAGAGACAUCAGACAGCAAGAGACCGUUCAAGAUAGAUGCAGAUGUCACCAUAUAACAGGCUGAGAACAAAGAGUCCAACCUAAAACAGGACAAGAGACAGAGGGUGACAGCGAGAAACCAUACAGUAGGACAAGAGACGUACGGCGAGAGCAAGAGACAGACAGCCAGGGCUUCAAGAGUCUAGAAAAGGCACUAAAAAAGGCUCUAAAAAAUACUAAACAAAAAGUGUGUGUAACUUUAUAGCACAAAAGCAAAAAAGAAAGCCACCCGAGAAGCUAUAACGUCACUGGAUAUUAUAAGGAUGGAGCCCAACGAGACCCCAGCACCUGCUGACAACAAGAACCCCGAAAUGUCUCCACACAACAUGUACACCCAGAAGCCCCGAGCGUCCUUCACCCUCGAGUACAUUGAUCCAGAAGUUAAGCAGAAACCACCGAAUGAGGACUACCUCAUAUUCAGGCCUACGGUGGUGGAGCAAGCCAUCCAAGAUAUCCGGAACUAUUUAUCUCCAGAUGAAGAUGGGAACUUAAGAAGCUCCUGGAUCCUAUCACAGAUAAGUCACUGGGGCACAGAACGGGAAGUCAUUGCUUUUCUCUGCGACCAAUCACUACUGAUCUGUUACUAUGACUUUGUGGAGCUGGGUAGAUCCCACGUGUUUCGUAUCCCUCUGAAUUACAUUGACACAGUGACAUGGGGACCUCUGUCGUAUCCCAAGAUGGCUGUUAAUAAACUGGAGGGAAAAGUGAUCCAGAUAAAGUGGGACAAGUUCAGGGAACCUCCUUCAUUCCUAUCAUGGUGGAAUCCAUGGACAGAAGAUCUAUCAUACAUCAACCUGAUCCAACAUCCAGGAAACCCACCAGAAAAACACUUAAGAGACAUGUGUGAGCUGGAGACCUUCAUGGAGAAGCUGGUGGAGAUGGUGAAGGUGGCACACGAACGCAACCCCCUCCCGGGUCGAGCCAAUGGUCUGCUGGUCCUCCAAAGGCCGGUGACCAUAGAUACAUCACUCGGACUUGUCUCUCUCCUCAACCACAAGGUCCAGUUGGGCUACGCCAAAUCCAGAUGGAGAUUUGGAUUCUAAGCAAUGGACUUCAUGUAUUAUGCAGAAGAUAUAAAUACCAUGGAUACACAACAGUAGUUCACAGCAGGGACACGGGAUUAGACAUUAGAGCUGGGCGGUAUGACCAGAAAUGGGUAUCACGGUAUUUAUUUGUUAAAAAUUCCCCCAUUGCUCCGGUACCGGCCUCACAGUCCAGCAAUGCGAGCCUCAUGCUGCUUCCUGGGGAUGGGUACGUCACAGAGCCGUCAGCUGUCAACCAGUAUUGCGGUAUAGGAAAAAUUCAUAUCAUGCAGGAAAAACACUUCGGUAUUCAGUAUGAAGCGGUAUACCGCCCAGCACUAUUAGACAUCUGGAUUAGUUACAACUUUUAUGAUUUUUUUUCCCCAUACUUGACUUGGUCUUUACUUAAAGGGGUACUCCACUGCCCCAGCGUUAGAAACAUUUAGUUCCCAAUGCUGGGUGCAGGCUGCGGGGUCAUGACAUCAAACCCCGCUCCCUCAAUGCAAGUCUAUCCCAUAGGGGCAGGGAGUGACGUCACGAGGGGGGUGGCCGUGAGGCUGCAAGCCCACACCCAGCGUUCAGAACUAAAUGUUACAAGACUGGGGCAGUGGUGUAUCCCUUUAAGAAACAUUUCCCACUUGAUUUUUAUCUCAUAUCUGUUUAGCAUAUAAAAAAUAAAUGUAAUAUAUUAUCUGGUGAGAUACCAUUUUCCACGCAUAAAAUAUGCACAAAAUAAAUAAA